ACACCAUCUGUCCUACAGCGCUCCAUUAGCAGUGCACGUACCCCCUCUUUGUCCCCCAAGGUCAGCUGUGAAGCCCAUUUAAUUACUUGCUCUGUCCUCUCAGGAUCAGCUUCCUUUUCCCCUUCUUCUUUUUCUCUCUUCAGAAAACAUUAGCGCGCUUGAUCUAUAUGACAAGCAAUUCAUCUUCUUACGCAUACUAUUCCUUUCCCCCCACCCCAAGCAGAUCAUCGCCGCCUCGAACAUCCCAAACCCCACCAUCUAAUCCGCGUACCCCACGAACAUCGAAAAGCAUGCCGUCUCCGGCGGCUGGAAGGGUCGAAAGACCCGAAGCUCCCAAAACCCCCACAAGGUCAGGCAAGAAGCCUGGAUCAAACACAACAUCCAAAUUAGGGAGAGAAACAAAAGCAUCACCCUCACCGUCUCCAAAGGCGCCAAGGUCCGCGCCUAAAUUGGGCAAACCCAAAGCCGCUGCCGAUCAAGCUGGCUCGCCCAAGCUUCCCCCAAGACCAACAAAGACUCCUGAGAAGCCCAAGAUUGAGAAGCCUGAAGUUGAAGAACCUCAGGUUGAAGAACCUCAGGUCGAAGAGCCCGAAGAGGUGUCAGAGGCGACAGGAAAGGCCGGCGAGCAGGUCGAACUGAAAGAUAACGAACCAGAAGGAAUUGAAGGAGAGGAAUCCCCUGAAGGAAAGGUCUCCCAAGCUGGUAAUGAGACUGGCAACGAAAGCUCUGCUGUCUCGACCGGUGCCGGUGAGCUCGAGGAGAGAGCACCGGAGGCAGAGGCAUCUGACGUGGAGGAGGCUGCCGAAGAUACCAAAGCUGGAGCUGAGGAGACCGCCGAGGAUGUGCCGGAAAAGGUGCAGGAUACCACAAAAGGAGCCAAAAAGGCGGACGGAGGUCUCCUUGGUGGCGCCAAAGGCCUCGCUGGCAAGGCUGCCGGCGCGGUCGGUGAUGUUGCCAAGGGACAGCCAGAUAAAGCCGCGAAAGAUGUCGCUGGUGGUGCCACUGGUGCCGUUGGCGACGUAACCGAGGGUGCCAAAGAGACAGUCGAGGACACCACCGGACAAGAGUUGCCAGUUGACCUUUCCAUCCUCAAGGGCCUUGAGGUCGGAGAGGACGGAGAUAUUCUCGGCGAAGAUGGCUCUCCUAUCGGCCGAUUAACCGAAGGCGAUGCCGAGGAUCUUGCUGGAAUGACCAUUGGUGACGAUGGAGAGAUCCUCGACGAAGACGGAGAUGUCGUCGGCAGGGCCGAAUUGCUCCCGGAGAAGGCAGGUGAAUUGGCCGAUGGCGCCAAAGAAACUGCCGAAGGUGCCGCAGACCAGUUACCACAGCUCCCUGACGUAUCCAUCCUGAAGGGUCUCGAAGUAACCAAGACGGGAGAUAUCCUUGACGACGACGGAAACUUCGUGGGCCAGCUUACUGAAGGCCAAGCUGGAGAUCUUGCUGGAAAGACCGUCGACGAGAAAGGCGAAGUCGUCGACGAGGAUGGUGAAGUACUCGGCAAGGUCAAGGUAGUUGAAGGUGCACUCGAUUCCGAACUGGUUCAAGGCCUGAAGGAGACUGCCGAGGAAACCGCCGAGGAGACAACAGGAAAAUUGCCCGGACUGGAAGCCCUGGAAGGCCUGGAAGUAAACGAAUCAGGAGAAAUCCUCGGUCAGGACGGAAAGCCCCUGGGAAGAAUUACCGAGGGCGACCCUCAGGACCUCGCCGGCUUGACCGUCAAUGACCAGGGAGAAAUCCUCGAUGAUGACGGUGAUGUGAUUGGCAGAGCCGAAGUCAUUGCUGGUGAGGCAGCAGAUGAAGUUGAAGAAGCCGGUCAACCUGCCGGCAUCCCUGGCGAUGUUACUGACAAUGUUAAAGAAACUGCCGAAGGUGCUGUCGAAGGUGCCGCUCCCGAAGUGCCUGGACUGGACAUCCUUAACGGUCUGGAGGUCAAUGAAGACGGCGACAUCCUUGGCGACGACGGUAAUGUCCUCGGACGGAUCACUGAGGGCGAUCCCAAGGAUCUCGUCGGAAAGACCGUCAACGAAGACGGAGAAAUUCUGGACGAAGAUGGCGACGUCAUCGGACGAGCUGAAGUCAUUCCUGGUGAGGCGACAGACGAAAUCGAAGAAGCUGGCAUCCCUGGCGACGUUACUGACAAUGUUAAAGAAGCUGCCAAAGGCGCUGUCGAAGGUGCCGCUCCCGAAUUGCCUGGACUGGACAUCCUCAACGGUCUUGAGGUCAACGAAGACGGCGAAAUCCUUGGAGAAGAUGGCAAUGUCCUUGGCCGUAUCACUGAGGGCGAUCCUGAGGAUCUAGCUGGAAAGACCGUCAACGAAAACGGAGAAAUCCUUGAUGAAGAUGGCGACGUUAUCGGCAGGGCUGAAGUUGUUACUGAAGCUGCUAAAGCUGCCGAAGGCGCUGCUCCUGAACUGCCCGGACUGGACGUCCUCAAUGGUCUGGAGGUCAACGAAGCCGGCGAAAUUCUCGGAGCCGACGGAAAUCUUCUAGGAAGAAUCACUGAAGGUGAUCCCAAGGACCUUGCCGGGAAAACUGUUAACGAAAAGGGCGAAAUCCUGGAUGACGAUGGAAAUGUCAUCGGCAAGGCUGAGGUCGCUGCUGGUAAGGCCACAGAUGAGCUCCCUGACACCAGCGAAGCACCGUCUGUCAAAACACCUCCUACUGAAGCCCCCUCUAUCAAGUCUGCUUCUAAGGCCCCCUCUGUCAAGCCUACUUCCAAGGCACCCUCUGUCAAGCCUUCUUCCAAGGCCCCUUCUGUCAAGGCUCCCUCCAAGGCCCCCUCCAAGGCCCCCUCUGCAAAAACCCCUUCUGUUAAAGCACCUUCAGUUGGCGCUCCUAGUACAGUGACUGACAAAGCUAAAGAAGCCGCGGAAGGCCUUGCCCCUGAGGUCCCCGGACUGGACAUUCUCAACGGCCUAGAGGUCAACGAAGACGGCGAAAUCCUCGGAGAUGAUGGCAACGUCCUUGGCCGUAUCACUGAGGGCGAUCCUAAGGACCUAGCUGGAAAGACCGUCAACGAUAAAGGAGAAAUUCUGGACGAAGAAGGCAACGUCAUCGGAAAAGCCGAAGUUGUUGCUGGUGAGGCCACAGGCAAGCCACAAGAAGCCGGCGAACUUCCUUCCGCCGGUGCUCCAAGUGACAUCACUAACAAGGCUAAAGGAGCCGCUCCUUCCCUCCCUGGACUGGAUGUCUUGGAAGGCCUCGAAGUCAAAUCUUCCGGAUCUAUUCGCGACGAUGAUGGCAAAACUCUUGGAAGGAUCGUCGAGGGCGACGUCGAGGACCUUGCUGGAAAGACUGUCAAUGAAAACGGUGAAAUUCUCGACGAAGAAGGAAACGUUAUCGGCAAGGCUGAGAUAAUCCCUGGAGAGGCAGCAGAGAGGAUCAAGAGCGGACUCCCUCUAAAUAUCGCAAUCCUUAACGGCUUGAAGGUCAACAAGAAGGGCAACGUCCUGGACGAAGAAGGCGAGCAAAUUGGCAAGCUCGUAGAGGGCGAUCUAAAGGGUGCCGCUGGAAAGUUCAUCAACGAGAAAGGAGAGGUCUUGGACAAGAACGGAAAUGUCGUUGGCAGAGUUGAGGUCGUCCCUGGCGAAGCUGCUGAUGCGGCCUUGCAAUCUCUGAAGGAGCAAGUUCAGGAGGAGGCGGCGCCUCAAAUUGAAGUGCCAGAACUUGCGAUUUUGGAAGGCCUCAAGGUCAACAAGAAGGGAGAGAUUCUUAACGAGGAUGGAGAAGCCAUCGGACGCCUCGUUGAGGGUGACCUCUCCGAAGUGGCCGGAAAGAAGGUCAACGACAAGGGUGAAGUCUUGGACAAAGACGGAAACGUCAUCGGUAAAGUCGAGACUAUCCCACAAGAAAUUGAAGAGGAGGGUCCACAACUGCCACCGCUAUCGAUCCUCGAGGGAUUGAAAUGUAACAAGGCGGGCAAACUUGUGGAUAACAAUGGAAAGCCCGUUGGUGAACUUGUUGAGGGUGACCCCAAGAGGAUCUUCCAGAUGGGCAUUACCUGCGACGCCGAAGGCCAAUUCUGGGAUAACAAGGGCCAUAUCAUUGGAAAGGCGCAAACACUUCCGGAAGCCGAUGAGUCCGAGGAUGCUCUGUUCGCCGGUCUGUAUGGCCUAGUCGUGGUUAAAGGCGGCAAGGUUGAAGACGAGAACGGAAACAUUGUCGGCGAGCUUGUCGACGGAGAUCCCAAGAAGCUUGUCGGCCGUGCUGUUGAUGAAGACGGCGACGUUUUUGACAAGCACGGAAACGUUUGUGGCCACGCGGAACGAUGGUCAGAACCCGAAACGCCUGAGCCUGAGAAGCCUGAUCUCUCGAUCUUGGCCGGCAAGAUCUUGAACAAGCAAGGAAACGUCAUUGGUGAUGAAGGGAUCCCCAUCGGACGCUUGGUUGAAGGCGAUGCCAAGAAACUUGCUGGCAAGAGAUGUGAUGCUGAGGGUCAGAUUUGGAAUGACCAGGGUAAAGUCAUCGGCAGAUGCGAGCUCAUUCCCGAUGCGGAGCGUGAAUCGCGUCCCGAGGGCCCGUUCGCUGGUCUUGAAGGUCUUGUUGUCACCAAGGGCGGCAAGGUUGAGGAUGAGAAUGGCAACGUCGUCGGUGAGGUGAUUGAGGGCAACCCCAAGAGACUUGUCGGCAAUGCUGUGGAUGAAGAUGGCGAUAUUGUCGACAAAUACGGUAACGUCAAGGGACACGCGAUUCCUUGGGAAGAACCAGAGGAAGAGCCCGAAGAUCUCUCGCCCUUGGCUGGCUGCACCGUCAACAAGCUUGGCAAUGUUGUCGACAGCCAUGGCGCCGUCAUUGGCCGGAUCACCUCUGGAGACCCCAAGGCCAUGGCUGGCAAGAAGGUUGACGGAGAAGGCCAGAUCUGGAACGACGCUGGCAAGGUCAUUGGCAAGGCCGAGCUCAUCCCCGGAGACUUGCGUGAUGACCAUGCCGAGGGCCCGUUCUCUGGCUGGGAGAACCUGGUUGUGGCCAAGGGCGGUGUUGUCCAAGACGCCAGUGGCCAGAUUGUUGGACGCGUCAUCUCUGGAGACCCCAAGAUGUUGGUCGGCAGGAGAGUCGACGACGACGGUGACGUCCUUGACAAGAACGGCAACCCUCUUGGUCGGGCCGAACGGUGGGAGCCCGAAGAGAAGAAGAGGGAGAUCAAUCCCAUGUCUGGUCGCAAAGUCAACAAGGAGGGUGAGGUCCGUGAUGCGGAUGGAAACCUCAUCGGCAAGCUGACUGCCGGAAACCUCGCCACGUUGGUCGGAAAGGAAAUUGACGACAAUGGAUACGUUGUUGACAAUGACGGCAACAAGAUUGGAGAGUGUACCCUGCUUGAAAACAUCCAGGAAGAACCUGAGCCUGAAGGACCAUCACCCGAGGAGCUCGAGGCCAUGCGCCAGAUGGAGCAGGACAAGGAACUGGCAAACAAGAUGUCCAAUGUGCUCCAGCAGACGCUUGACACCAUCACGCCUGUCUGCAAGAUGAUCACCGAGCACAUCGAGGCCGCCGAUCGUAAGCCCAAGGAGGAACUGGACGAGGAAGAGCUUGUCCAGAAAGUCAAGCCUCUCAUCGAGGAGGGCGGCCGCAUCUUGCAAGAAUGCAAUGGUGCCAUUCGCGGUCUUGAUCCUGACGGCCGCAUUGCUGGACGUGCCAAGGCCAGAGCUCAAAACCGUGAAGCCACACCUGAAGAAUAUCGUCUCGCAGACCUUCUCAAAGAGCUCACCACUACCGUUGUCAAGACUAUUGACGACGCCCGCAAGAAGAUUGCCGACAUGCCCCACGCCAAGAAGGGUCUCAACCCGCUCUGGGGCUUGCUCACUGAGCCUCUCUUCCAGAUCAUUGCCGCCGUUGGUCUCCUGCUCAGCGGUGUCCUCGGUCUAGUCGGCAAACUGCUCAACGGCCUCGGUCUCGGCGGCCUCGUUAACGGCCUGCUUGGCGGCUUGGGCAUUGACAAGUUGCUUAACGGACUCGGCUUGGCUGGCCUGCUUCAGCCGCUCACUGGCGGUGGAAAGAAGAAAUAAGCGCUUAGCGCCCUUCUACUUUUCCCGUCUUUCGUGCAUUGAUGCGUUUGUACUUUGACAACACUCUUAAUUGGUCAUGAUUUUCACGCAUUACGACUUGCCAUGAUUGUUGAACACGAUUUCUUCUUUCAUGUUUUAAGUUGAUAUCAUCUUUUUGCUGAAAAAAUUGUUUUCUGUUUCUUGCGCUUCGAAAAAAUUCCCUUUUCUUCUUUUCGCUGCCAUUCUUCGGCUCUUCUUAUUUUUUUUUUCUUUUUAUCGAGUACCCUUUUAAUGCAGCCUAG
This is a messenger RNA of Xylona heveae TC161, 6283 nucleotides long. RefSeq lists its product as hypothetical. The transcript has 4 exons. Bases 291 to 6002 code for a protein of 1903 amino acids. Lineage: Eukaryota; Fungi; Ascomycota; Xylonomycetes; Xylonales; Xylonaceae. The record is from RefSeq and is a predicted model, not a curated record.